AUGAAGACUGAGCAGCAUCCGGCCCCGGGACAUCAAGGUGAUUGGUGUACAACCCCCCCCCGCUACUGUCUUUAUUUGGCAGGAUACACUCCCUCCACUGGGACACCCUCCCUCCACCGGGAAACCCUCCCUCCACCGGGAAACCCUCCCUCCACCGGGACACCCUCCCUCCACCGGGACACACUCCCUCCACCGGGAAACCCUCCCUCCACCGGGACACCCUCUCUCCACCGGGACACCCUCCUUCCACUGGGAUACCCUCCACUGGGAUACCCUCCCUCCACCGGGACACCCUCUCUCCACCGGGACACCCUCCUUCCACCGGGAAACCCUCCCUCCACCGGGACACCCUCUCUCCACCGGGACACCCUCUCUCCACCGGGACACACUCCCUCCACCGGGAAACCCUCCCUCCACCGGGACACCCUCUCUCCACUGGGAUACCCUCCCUCCACCGGGACACCCUCUCUCCACCGGGACACCCUCCUUCCACCGGGAAACCCUCCCUCCACCGGGACACCCUCUCUCCACCGGGACACCCUCCUUCCACUGGGACACCCUCUCUCCACUGGGACACCCUCCUUCCACUGGGACACCCUCCUUCCACUGGGAUACCCUCCACUGGGAUACCCUCCCUCCACCGGGACACCCUCCCUCCAACGGGACACCCUCUCUCCACUGGGACACCCUCCCUCCACUGGGACACCCUCCUUCCACUGGGAUACCCUCCCUCCAAUGCUAUAA
Messenger RNA from Esox lucius (northern pike), 744 nucleotides. Its product is annotated as proline-rich protein 1-like. NCBI's taxonomy places the organism in Eukaryota, Metazoa, Chordata, Actinopteri, Esociformes, Esocidae. Bases 1 to 744 code for a protein of 247 amino acids. The transcript has a single exon. The record is from RefSeq and is a predicted model, not a curated record.